Molecule: messenger RNA, 2336 nt
Organism: Pomacea canaliculata
Lineage: Eukaryota; Metazoa; Mollusca; Gastropoda; Architaenioglossa; Ampullariidae
Product: alpha-2B adrenergic receptor-like
Exons: 2
Coding region: 817-2313 (498 amino acids)
Biological process (GO): G protein-coupled receptor signaling pathway, coupled to cyclic nucleotide second messenger; chemical synaptic transmission
Cellular component (GO): dendrite; membrane
Molecular function (GO): G protein-coupled serotonin receptor activity; neurotransmitter receptor activity
Source: RefSeq, a predicted model, not a curated record
GCUGUAGUGAUUCUUUUCAACUUGUUAUGUCACAUAUGCGCGGCGGGUUUUCCCCCCUAAACUGCGCUGUUUAAAGCCCUACAAACAUUCUGUUACGUGUCACGUGGUCAUAAUCUACUCAUUCACGCAGUGUGUCACAUCUGUGAUCACUGUUUGUCUUGGCGACAGCAGAUCUCAUUACAGGUCACUUCCGGAAGUCAGUGGAGUGACUCCUGCAUUCAGCAAACAAUACUACUCAAUACACAAUACUCAUUAAUGUAGGGCUCUGAGCCCACAUCGUCCCCAGCCCUCGCACACAUCCACGUUUACUGCGUUUCCUGUACAAACCAACGAACGACUGAAAGUGUCAUGGUCUGCUGCACAUCUCGAGUGACAGCUACAGCCAGCAUCCCUAGUGACUACUUUACUUGCCAUUUGAGUGUCAUGCGCCCCUCAAUACAUUUCGCUGGCCCCCCAACUUUCAACUCCGCUGAGGAUAGUACAACUCGGACAGCAUUCCCAACGGGUGUAUCGCCAUGGAUUUCGGUUUCGGCGACGGAUAAACCGCGCUGCAGUUGUCACAUAAAUCUUCUUAACCUCUCCAAUCGCGAUUUACUACAACGGACGGAGGUCCUACAAGACAUCAAGACGCUGAUGCAAGUUCCAGAGUACCGGCUCGACACCAAGCGAUACAUCUGACUCAGACAGUGUACGGCCAGCCCACCUUACACUUAUCUGGCCAGCACCAAAGACAGGUGUGGAGGAUGAUCGUUUCCCGCGUCUUCUACGAACUACAAAAAGUUUCUUACCAACCGAUGGCUUCCACGUAAACAGUGAAUGCAAAGAGCGCGCGUGACCUCGCCAUUAGGUUCACCAGACUCUGUGGUGAUCACCUUCCUCCCCCGCUGUAGUACAAUGGUCGGCAAACAUGUCCACCAGGUGUCUAGCAAGUUCCCUUCCAACGGCAGCGACCACUCUCCCGUCUUCUUCAUCAUGGCCAACGCCAGCUUCAACGCCAGCACCUCCAACAGCUCCUGGGAGGAGGUGGUGGCCGAGCACGAGGAAGGCGCCCUGAAGUGGGGGGUGCUGGGGUUGCUGCUGAUUAUCGUGUGCUCGGCGGUGGGCAACGUGCUGGUGUGUCUGGCCGUGUGCUGGGAGCGCCGUCUGCAGAACAUGACCAACUACUUCCUCAUGUCCCUCGCCAUCGCCGACCUCCUCGUCUCCAUCGUCGUCAUGCCGCUCGGCAUGAUUGUCGAGCUCUUUGGUUACUUCCCAUUGGAGGCGGAGGUGUGCGUGCUGUGGGUGUCGAGUGACGUCCUCAUGUGCACGGCCUCGAUCUGGCACAUGUGCACCAUGUCCAUGGACCGCUACUUCACCCUCAAGUACCCCAUGCGCUACGGCCGAAACAAGACCAGAACCAUGGUAGUCGCCAAGAUCUUUUUCGUCUGGAUCGUCUCUGUGGCCAUCUCCAGUCCCAUCUGCAUUCACGGCUUCGUGGACCCUAGCAUCGUCUUCACAGCGGGCUCCUGCGUGCCGGUGCUGAAGGACUUCGUCAUCUAUGGCUCUGUCUUCGCCUUCUACAUCCCGCUGCUCAUUAUGAUCGUCACCUACGUGCUGACCAUCAACAUCCUAUGGAGGAACCAGGAGCUCAUGACUCGUAUCGGCCAGUCCGAGCUCAGGCCGAAGCUGGCGCAACUGACCGCCCAGUGCACCGGUGUCGCUCUGCCUCACAUCCCACGCUUCAUCAAGCCUGUAGACGACCAACCGACAACAGACAGCGGCGACCUUUUCGACGGCGUCCCCACAACAAGGACUGUAGUCAGCAGCAACGGCGGCAGCGGCCAGCCCAUUCUGAUGACCACCACGGCCAUGCCGACCUUUUUCCCGUCGCGAUCCUGCCCACCCCAGGCAUCUCCGCUUGCUGGUCAAGCGGUCAACAACCGCAAGUCUCCACUCGCCGCCCAGAAAGAGUCCUUCAAUAUUUCGCCCCGCUACGUACGUUCGGCGAGCCCUCGGCAUCUUCCGACCGACUCUGACAGCGAAGACGAAGAAGCGGACCUUCCCAGCACACACCUGUUGCAGUACAAGUCCAUGUCCUACCGCUCGCUGUCGCGUAAGGCGUCCAACGACGACUUUUUCUUAAACAUAAGAUCCACAAAUAACAGCCGCCCGGACAUCCUGGCCCCGACAAGAGUGGCAGCUUCCGCCAGCGUGGCGAGCGCCGGAAGAAGUCCACGCACCUGGACGUCCCUAGCCAGGUGUUCUACCGCCGGGGACGGGUCGGUGGGCAAACCCUGUACAACGCAAAGUCCGACACGCAGCUUCCUUCUUUGAGUUGGGGGUCCUCCACAGAGGCC